Symbiodinium natans is the source of this 2076-nucleotide messenger RNA. The record is from the annotation of a GenBank genome assembly. NCBI's taxonomy places the organism in Eukaryota, Dinophyceae, Suessiales, Symbiodiniaceae.
AUGCCGACCAAGAGCAUCAGCAUGCAGGUGCUUAAGCGGGGGCAGCAAGUGAAAAAGACCGUGGACCUAGCAGAAGGUGCAACUGUCAAAGAUGUGGUUUCCAAGCUGGCCCAGCUGACGGGGACCGCCAAAUCAUCUCUGUUUGUUGCCGAAGUUCGCAACCUCGACAAAGUGCGUCUCUUUAGUGGCGAGGCUCCUACGGGCACCUUUGAAGUUGGAGGGUUGGAGACCAUCGAGGAUGUGCCUGAGGUCAUCCCUGUAGAGCACCAGGUGGAUGCCCUCGGCGUCGAGAAGUCGCUGCAGCUCUUGGAUGAGCUGAUUGCCGCUUACAAGACUGCCGAGUUUCAGGCAAGCCUGUCUGAAUUCCAGCAAUCCUUCAUGGAUGGACAAAGAGACAUCCGCCAGUACAGCGUGCUCCUGGCCGAUGUGGCUGGGCAUGCGCAGGAGCCGGUGUUUGCCAAAUGGGGAUACGAAGCGACCACGUCCGGGAGGAUGGACAUGUAUGCUGCAAUGCAAGACGUUGCAUCCGAUGAAGCCGUCAAAGCCAAGCAGCUGGAAGCUCGGGCAGACUUUCCAGUGGCUACCAGAAUCGAUGAGACCGGCUAUUUCAGCCUGAGCCGGCUGUGCAGAACACGCUCCGUGCAUCGCAUCGCGUGUCAUGCCAUGAUUGGCUUGCCGGAUGGCUGUCUUGCCCUUGCGAUUGCUGCUGCCCCUCACCGCCACCGAAUUGGCAACCACAACGCGAAGGUCUACACUCAGGUCAUCCGGCCCGCAGCGAUUGUCAUAUCUUGCACGCCCAAUUGCGUUGAAGGCGUUUGGUUAAAGCUUGAGAUCUGGGCCAAAGGAGGCCUCUCCGAGCUCUCCUCCAGCAAGGCCUGGGUGCGGAGACCGGUUAGUGCAAUCAUUGUUGUUUGCACCCGCUGUGCCCCAGACCGUGGCGGCCGUCUGUGCUGCUAUGCGUGGCCGACCUACAAGAACGUACGGGAUGCGCCAACACGAUGGCCCAUGACGGAAGACAAAAAACAGGUGCAAAGCCAUCUAAGAGCAACUUGUCGCUAUGCCUUCAGAACGAGCCAAAGCAUUCUGAAGAAUGGCAAAUCCGCGUUUGACGCCUUUGCCUUUGCCAGUCCUGGGCGUGCUGCUUUGUCACUUCUGACGCUCGGGCCCCAGAUCCAGGCGACAUCAAAGAUAGUCAAUCAAGUGCAGCAUCAGUUGGUGUCGCACUACAAAUCCUUUUGGGAACCAGAAAUUUCGUUAUGGAUGACAGCGGCAUCUCGCUUCAACGGAUCGUUGCUGAGCGCCCCGAAGCGCGAGAUCUGCGCGGUCGAUCCUGGAUCCAAACACUCCAGUCAUCACGAGCUAUCUGCUGUCUCCGGUGGAAAUGGAUCGGGCUGCUUGAUCCGACAUAGGCUGCUGCUUGUGUUACUCUUGCUGGCUGCCGCUUGGGUGGCUGCCAUUGCAUACUUAAAAGCACCGGCGGCCAUGCCUGUCAGUACUACCACUUCAGCGGCCAGCACUUCCACAAGCUCUGCGCGAAUCAUUCCAUGGUGUGAAGGAGCAAACGUGUCGGCUCUGUCUUUGCCCAAAACGGGCUGGUGCUUUUGCCUAUAUGGUGGCAGGUGCGUCGACCACUUCAGCUGUGUGGACGUCCCACUUCGAGAAUGCCAAGUGGCUUCUUGUGGCGAAGCCUCAUUGGAAAUCACUGCAUCCACCGCCUCCUUUCGAAACAUUCGGCUGGACAGCGAUAUUCUCAGCGUUCCAGUGGAGUAUUUUCGAGAUGUCAAGAAGCUCGCCGACGAAUGUCCUCAGCAUGCUCCGCAACUCUUAGCUGCACUCCUGGCCGCAGGGCGGCGGGUCUUUGUGUCCACCGCCGCGGGCGGGCCAGGUGCUCCCCAGCCUCAGUUCCAGUGCGUGCACUUGUACCCGCACGUAUCUGUACCUUGGCUUCACGUGCACACAUUCAUCGGGUCAGUGCCUGCUGAAGAACUGCCGGGCAGUCCGCCCUUUGCAGCCUGUGCUUCAGCAACGGUAUCCGAGGCAGCUGCUGCGCAGCACAUCCUCAAGCUUGCCCGCUGA